AUGGAGUAUAAGAAGGAAGAUGAUUCAUUAGAUGAUUACGACAAUGAAUCAUCUUCAAUGUCAUGUUAUACUAUAAGUAACUUAUCACAGUUGUUUUUAAGUAUCAAAGAGAAUUAUGAAGAAAAUAAAUUAACAAAAUUAGCAAAAUCACUCCAAGAUGUAGCAAACGCUUUUAGAGCUAACGUGUUUAUUGACGAGUCAUUUGUUGGCUAUGAUAUUCCCUCAAUAUUAUAUAAUUGUGCUUCAAUUGGAGAGGAAAGCAUUGAAACGCACGCUUUGCUAUUUCUUAUUAACAUUAUAUCGUCAAAUGAACCAUAUUAUUUUCACUGUCUUGAUCCUGAAAAUGUCGAAAAAAUCCUGAUAGAAAUAUUUAGGAGUAGAAUAUAUCAUGCAAACUUUGCAUUCAAAAUUUUAACAAAUAUUCUUGAUAAAGAUAUCGAAUUCUCCUUAAGGAUCUUCAGUAAUAUUUCACCAGAUGAAAUAAUAUUUGCAGCGAUAGUCAUUUCAGAGUCAUGUUUAUCAUCUGAGCUGAACUCAACCUUAUUGAUAAACAAUGAAGUGAUAUUUCUUGAAAAAAUAAUAAGAUUGAUUCCUUUGAAUAAUUAUUAUGAAAUAUAUUGCCAACUCAUUGAUGAAGUUAUGAAGUAUUUUGAUAUUAAUCAUCCACAAAUGGUUGACUAUUUCAGACUUUUAAAUACACUUACCGAUUUCGAUCAAUUCAAAGAAUAUGAUGAAAAGUAUCAUUUUGGAUUAUUUAUGAAUCAAAAUCUAGAAAAUAUGCCAUAUGAAAUCACUUGUUAUGCCUUGGCAAUAUUAGCUUCAUCAGCUGUUUCACCAAAUGAAAUAAAAGUAGAACAAAUAUACAAAUUUGCAAAAAGCUCAGUUAAAAAUAUCCAACAGUCAGCAUUGUAUGCUAUUGGUAAGCUUAUUUUUUGUCACAAUCAAUUGUCUAACAUAUUUUACAGAUUUUUUAGUAUUGAAGAACUAAUUGAUAUCAAUCAAUAUGACUCAAAGAUUAAGUUAGAAGUAAUAUACAUACUAACAGCGUUUUCAAGAUUUUGUACAGAUGAUAUCAGACAUGAUUUAAUGAACGCAGGUGCAAUAGAAGAACUUCUAGAGUAUGCUGAUUUCUCUGAUUUUUCCGAUGAGAUUGCGAUUGCAGCAAUGUUAUUACUUAAAAAGAUGUUAUUUGUGAAUGGAAUAGAAUUUACACAGAGAUUUGUAGAAGAAAAUAAUAUCAUGGAAUCUUUAUCUGAUCUGUCUGAUAGUACCGAUAAUAAAGAAGUCCAUGAGCUUUUCGAUCAAAUAUCUCAAAAAUUAUUUUCUCCUGACGGAUGA
Trichomonas vaginalis G3 is the source of this 1338-nucleotide messenger RNA. Its product is annotated as armadillo (ARM) repeat-containing protein family. NCBI's taxonomy places the organism in Eukaryota, Parabasalia, Trichomonadida, Trichomonadidae. The transcript has a single exon. Bases 1 to 1338 code for a protein of 445 amino acids. The record is from RefSeq and is a predicted model, not a curated record.